This is a messenger RNA of Gossypium arboreum, 574 nucleotides long. RefSeq lists its product as uncharacterized. The transcript is spliced from 2 exons. Bases 7 to 378 code for a protein of 123 amino acids. NCBI's taxonomy places the organism in Eukaryota, Viridiplantae, Streptophyta, Magnoliopsida, Malvales, Malvaceae. The record is from RefSeq and is a predicted model, not a curated record.
UUCUCUAUGGUCAAGAAGGAAGAAAGCCGAAGGUGUGUGAUGCUGUCUGAUGAACCAUCUUCCACUUCUGAAAGAUCUGCCUUACUGACCCAUCAAUCAUCUCCCUCUUCCAAACGGGGGAGACCUUGGUGUGAUCAUUGCAAAAAGCCCGGCCACUCUAAGGAGAAGUGUUGGAAGCUUCAUGGUAAGCCUCAGGACUGGAAGUCCAAGCACUCUCAAGAUAAUAAAUCAAGCCUUGUUGCCACCUCUGUCACUAGUUUCACUAAAGAACAGAUUGCUGAACUUCAAAAACUAUUUGGAAAGUUUCAAGGGUCUUGUGAGGGUAAUCUGGUCAUAAAAGAUCCAGAAGGCACUGAACUCGAAGAAGAUGAUUGGUAAGGCCAGCUUGCAUAAUGGUCUCUACAUCCUCCCUACCUCUCCUAAAAUCGAGAUCUCCAAGUCAUUUACCGCUUUAGGAAAAGUUGAUACUGUUAUGUUAUGGCACUUUCGUUUAGGCCAUCCUAGUUUCCAAUACCUUGCAAAAUUGUUUCCUGCUCUAUUCAUUAAUAAAAGGCCUAAUUCUUUUUCUUGCAAA